AUGGGGAAGAUGCAGCAUAUAGUCGCUUACAUAACUGGGGGUGCGAAUGGUAUCGGAAAGGCUAUCGCUGAGAAAAUUCUUUGCGAAGGUGGCAAGGUGGUGCUGGCCGAUAUAUCUUGCAAUGGAGCUAAAGUUGCCGAGAGUAUGGGCGAAAAAGCUUUAUAUACGUGUACCGACGUAAGAAUCGAGAAGGACGUUUUAGACAGCAUGAAAUGCGUGAAGGAUAAAUUCGGCGGUGUGAACGUGUUGAUUAAUUCUGCCGGUGUCGCCGGAUACGAGGCGUUGUACGAUUUCAAGAAUAAAAAGCCUCAUUCGAUCGAAAUGUACAGGUGUUUGUUCGACACAAACGUGUGGGGCUUGUUUAACGUAACCCGCUUAAUGGUUGGUCUGAUGGCGGAAAAUAAACCGGAUGCAAAUCAGCAGAGAGGUGUUAUUAUCAAUCUUUCGAGUAUGAUGGCGUAUGAGCCACCACCCACUAUGGUAGCCUAUGGCAGCACGAAAUCCGCGGUUUCUGGCAUGACGGUGCCUAUGGCCAGAGGACUCGCACAGAGUGGGAUACGUGUCGUCGGCAUAUGUCCUGGUUACAUAGAGAGUCCUAUGACAGCUGUGCAAAAACCGGAGGAAAAAAAGCAUUGGGUCACGAUGAAACUAACGCCGAAACGUUACGGAACAUGUGAAGAGGUCGCUCAUUUGAUUCAAGCAUGCAUCGAGAAUCCAUUGAUAAACGCCGAAAAUAUACGUAUAGAUAUGGGCUUCCGCUACAGUCAAGUUGGCGAUAGCCAACAAGACUCGAAAUGUUAA
Habropoda laboriosa is the source of this 801-nucleotide messenger RNA. RefSeq names its product 3-hydroxyacyl-CoA dehydrogenase type-2-like. NCBI's taxonomy places the organism in Eukaryota, Metazoa, Arthropoda, Insecta, Hymenoptera, Apidae. The coding region runs from base 1 to 801 and encodes 266 amino acids. The record is from RefSeq and is a predicted model, not a curated record. Gene Ontology annotation, molecular function: estradiol 17-beta-dehydrogenase [NAD(P)+] activity. The transcript is spliced from 4 exons. Gene Ontology annotation, cellular component: mitochondrion. Gene Ontology annotation, biological process: fatty acid metabolic process; estrogen metabolic process; androgen metabolic process.